CAUUUUAACUCGAACCUGUUCGGUCGUUACGUCUGACGCGUGUUACGGUUCGAUAAAGUGCAAUUUUAUUCGUGAAAUGUUUUAAUAAAAGCCUUUUGCUUGGAGUAGAUUCGUGGUAAUGCAAAACGCAUUUACGGCGGUGAAACAUAAAGUGUAAAAUAGUUUAAGUAUUUCUGAUUUUUUCCACGGUAUGUCAGAAGGCGAGGCUACAGCGUCGCAGAAGAAACAGCAGCCAUUUCAGCAACAGCCACAACUUGGAAUAGGCUCGAUGGCGAACAUGGCAUGGCAAUAUCCCUCGCCAAAUAAUAUUCACAACAUGUUCCCUCCAUAUUCGGGGCAAUUAUAUGGACCCGGGUAUCAAGGUGUACCUCAUCAAGGGCAAAUAUUUAAUUAUUAUCAUGCAAUGAUGCCAGGGUAUGGACAACAUUUUACUCCACAGCAGAUACUACAACAGCAACAGCAACAGCAGCAACAGCAACAGCAACAGCAGCAACAGCAACAGCAGCAGCAACAACAGCAGCAGCAGCAGCAGCAACAGCAGCAGCAGGGCAACACUCAGGGGAAACAGCUUCAUCAACAGCCACCUGUACCUGGAACACCAAUGUCUUUGGACGACGAAUCGGAUCUUCCUCCUUUGCCACCUGGACCACCGCCAUCCGUGCAGAUGUUGCAGCAGCACAACAGUCAAAUCCAACCAUUGAUGCAGUCCCAUCAAGGAUACGUGUAUAAUUCGUUUCCCUAUGGUAAUUGGAACGGUAUGCACGGUGAUAUGUCACAAUAUAACAAUCAGAUUCGUUUUAAUGCACAAAACAAGAAAAACGGGUUGGCGUUUACUCCGUCUGGCAAUAGUGGAGCUGCAAAGAAAAAACGUAAGCGGAACAAAAACUUAGCAGCUCAAUUCAACAAUAGCUUUCAGGCGAACAAUCCAACGACGAAUUUCGUACCGGGUCCCAAUUUGAAGACCGAACUACCACCCUUACCUCCCGCACAGCGUGAAGUAGCGGCUCCUCCUCCACCGAUCGAAGACUCUCCCACUCCUACUACACCUGUUACUACGAACGUUAAUACAACUCCUAGUGCUGGUUCUCCAGCGGUAGGUACUCCCUCUGUGAUGACAACUGCCAGUCCAGUCGGAGAUUGGCCCGACAGCUUGAAAAACUAUGUAAACAGAUGUUACGAGAAAUGCAAAACAGCAGUGGACAAGGAUCAAGUUGAGAUUAUAUUAAAAGGAAAGAUAACUCGUGCUGCGAACGAUGGUUCGCUUUGGGUAAAGGACUGGGACCAAGAACCUUUGCCUAGUAUUCACAGCGAACGUAUGACCAUGACGAUAAAGCCACAGAAAGCAACGUUAAAGUUGAACAAUUUGGCGAAUCCGCUAAUGAAUGCACAGGGAGGCUUGCGCAAGCCAGGUCUCUCUACUUCUCUCGGGGCUCGGCUUGGCGCGCGUCUCUCUGUGAAUCACAAACGGUCGAGGUCGAGGUCGAGGACUAGGUCAAGAUCAAGAUCAAAGUCGAGGUCGAGAUCGAGAUCGAGAUCGAGAUCCAAGUCGAGAUCGCGUUCGAAUACACGUAGCCCACCGUCCCGAAAGUACAGACGUAGCACGUCGUCAUCGUCCAACGUUAGCGAUCGGGAACACGAUUAUAAGUCGUUAAAAUCGAAAAAAUCUACUAAAAACAAACAAAAUCACAGCGGCAAGAAAGCAAAGAAGACUAAACAGAUGAAAUCACAUUUCUAUUCAGAGUUUGGUUUAGCUACAGGCAACACUGAGGAACUAGGAUCCAAGGAGAAAUUGCAGCAACGCGCCGCAAGAUUUAAUGACAGCAUUUCUAGGACGGUCAGCAACGGUGUUAAAGACGAUCCUUCCGGUGACUUUGAUUUUACCGGACUUCACAUUGUUGGGAUAUGCAAGGAUAUAGAGAAACCGUAUUUGCGUCUAACGUCUGCUCCGGCUCCCUCCGCUGUACGACCGGUAAGUGUACUCCAAAAUUCUUUGGCACAUGUCAAGAAGCGCUGGGUGGCUGAACAAGACUAUAGAUAUGCUUGCGAUCAACUUAAAUCUAUUCGUCAAGACCUUACCGUACAAGGUAUAAGAGAUGCAUUUACAGUCCACGUAUACGAAACACAUGCCCGCGUAGCUCUAGAAAAAGGCGAUCACGAAGAGUUCAAUCAGUGUCAGACACAGUUGAGGAUGCUGUAUCAAGAUGUCGGAGGAGAAAAUCGGUGUGAAUUUAUCGCAUACCGAAUAUUGUAUUAUAUUUUCACGAAAAACACACAAGAUUUAACAACUAUUUUAGCUGCAUUGUCGAAAGAGGACAAGAACGACGAAUGCAUAAAGCAUGCAUUGAAAGUACGUUCCGCAUGGUGGCUGGGUAAUUUCCAUGCUUUUUUCAAAUUGUACACUGCUGCUCCAAGGAUGGCGGCUUUUCUGAUGGAUUGGUUCGCUGCAAGGGAACGCAAGAAUGCAUUAAAGUGCAUGAUAAAGUCCUACCGGCAAAAUUUGGCGGUUGAUUUCGUCGUAGCAGAAUUGGCCUUUGAAUCUUUGGACAAGUUUUAUGAAUUUGUCAGUGAAUUCGGAUUGGUUUAUGCUGAUCCCGAACAACAUCUAAUCGACUGCAAGACAAGCAGUGGUUCUCUAGGUGCUUGGUAAAAGCAACAUGACUCUCUUCUUUUUUCGUCGAAGAUGCAUAACAAAAGCCAUUGUGUUGUGCACACUACUCUAGGCACAAGCCUUCUACGUGUGUCUAUAUGCAUAUGUUUUCCAGUAUAUGCGUAUGUGACUGAUACAUACAUAUGCAUAUACAUGUGCAUAUAUCAUGAUACACGUUACCCUCUCGCAAUGAUUCUUCUUGCUAUCCAAUUGCAAUCAUUGUUCUUCGUUGAUCGACACGAAUUUGUCGAGCAACAGAUUUGUAAAUGAAAUUUCUCCCUACGUUAAUUUGUACAUAAUGUCUUAAUCUCAGCCCAUUGUUUAUACAUAAUCGCAAGCGAGGAAUUUUGUUACGGGCUAGUAAAAAAAGAAAAGAAAAGAAAAGAAAAAAAAAAAUUGUACAAAAAAAUAGGAUAAUCGUUCCGAUGAUCCGCAACUACCUCAAUAACACUCGGUAUGAAACCGAAGCUCGUAAAAAGAAGGAAGCCGAUCAGAAGUCAUCUUCAGAAAAUUCUCGUUCGGUCAAAUUUCGAAUUCUUCGAUACCAGCCAGCCAGCCAGCCAGCCCCCCGCCCCCUCCCCCACCCUCUCUCUCUCUCCCCUGUUCGUUGAUGUAUCGUUACGUAUUUUUUACCGCCUUUGUUUGAUGAUUCUAAAUGUCUUUUUAAACAUUGUCCACAACAUGGAACCGAAUCUUUUAACCAAUUGCCAAUUCUUUCGCUCAACAAGACAAUCCGUAAUCGUUACGUCGAGGAAGAAUUUGAAAAAUCUCAUGCCAUGGAUUUACUACGUGAUCUCGCGCGUCGAAUAAAAAGCAGUGAUUGUCUCUGUCCCUCGUUUAAACGCGAAGAAUACUUGGAAUUGAUUGAGCAGGCACGUACGGAGAAACAUCAUCGCGCUAGAUACGGAUAUUCAACGACUUCUUGAUGGAGCAUCGUGAGUUUGAACGGAACGGGACGCGACAAGAGAGAAGAAAACAAAGAAAUCAACGACGGAGGCCAACGAGUUUGUGAAUGUAUUGUAAAAACGAUAUGGAACAUCGACUCCGAGAAAGUAUUUCAACAACGUUACACGCGCUCAAGAAUCGACAAUUUGGAACUUUUUACGGGACAGAUUAAUUGGCGCUGAACGCCAUUCGCGUGUGAUAUGAGUGUUUUAUUUUUAUCUUUUUAAGUGUUUACCCGCAAGACAAUGCUUCCCUCCCUCGGUAGUAUAUGUUAUCGAUUCUCGAUUAUUGAGAAUUUUAUUUCUACGCAUGAAACAACGGGUACAAAGGGUCAUAUUUCAAAGAAGAAAAGACAUUUCAUUGUACGAUCGCAUUCGAACAUGGGUGUUGUGCAUAAUAAAUUAUU
Messenger RNA from Colletes gigas, 3998 nucleotides. RefSeq names its product leukocyte receptor cluster member 8 homolog. The transcript is spliced from 6 exons. Gene Ontology annotation, cellular component: nucleus. The coding region runs from base 191 to 2647 and encodes 818 amino acids. NCBI's taxonomy places the organism in Eukaryota, Metazoa, Arthropoda, Insecta, Hymenoptera, Colletidae. The record is from RefSeq and is a predicted model, not a curated record.